This is a messenger RNA of Scomber scombrus (Atlantic mackerel), 1294 nucleotides long. RefSeq names its product ADP-ribosylation factor-like 2 binding protein (gene arl2bp). Gene Ontology annotation, biological process: positive regulation of tyrosine phosphorylation of STAT protein; maintenance of protein location in nucleus. Lineage: Eukaryota; Metazoa; Chordata; Actinopteri; Scombriformes; Scombridae. Gene Ontology annotation, cellular component: mitochondrial intermembrane space. The transcript has 7 exons. Bases 37 to 579 code for a protein of 180 amino acids. The record is from RefSeq and is a predicted model, not a curated record.
UUCUCACCAUCCACGUUCACCAUUUAUAUAAACAACAUGGACAUCCAAGAACGAAAUAUCAGGAGCUGUGGAGAGAAUAUAGUAGACAUGGUUGACAUGGACGAGGAAAACUUUGCUAUUUCCAGUUCCUCAGCGGCAGACACAGCUUUCGAUGCAGUUAUUGGCUGCAUAGAGGACAUCAUUAUGGAGGAGGAGUUCCAGCAGCUUCAGCAGAGCUUCAUGGAGAAACACUACAUGGAAUUUGACGACUCUGACGAGAACAAACUGAGCUACACGGCCAUUUUCAAUGAAUAUGUUGACCUGCUGGAAAAACAUCUGGAGCAGCAGCUAAUGAGGAGGAUCCCUGGUUUCACCAUGAACACCUUCAUAGAGCUGCUCAUGCAGCACAAAGAGGAGGUGCCGGGUGACAUCUUCGACAUGCUGCUGACAUUCACUGACUUCAUGGCCUUCAAGGAAAUGUUUGUUGAAUACAGAGCUGAGAAAGAGGGCCGAGGUCUGGAUCUAAGCCAGGGACUGGUGGUCACCUCUCUGAUUCCCUCUCUGAUCCCCACAGACUCCAAACGCACCACUGAGUCGUAGUGACACUCACAUGAUUGAAAGGUCCAACUCUUGAAUUGCCUCUUUCUCCAUGUGUUUGUGUAAAAUCUUGCCCACAGGCCUGCAGAAACUUCAGCUUGAGGCCAGUGUGAGUUUUUUUACUCUGCUGGUUGCACACCAUGUAGAUCUAUAGUCUAUAUACAUUCUUCUGUAUGUAGUGGGUAGUUAAACAAUGAAGACGGAUGGUUUUGCCUUCUUUCUACUCUCCAAACAUUGCAGUAGGCAUAAAAUACUUGAAAUAUUCACAUUUAUAAACCUGGAAUUUGCAGGUGAGAGAGGCCUAAUGUUUACAUAACAUUCAUCCUCUUAUUCAAGUGUAAUUUCAUUACAAUUAAGCUUUUAUUCUUUCUGCCUGGUUGGGGAGUAGGAACCCAAACACUGGUGCUGGUACAAGACUAAUGUUUGUGUUUCCCACUGAUACACAUAUGUAUGUAAUGUGCAUUUCAGAUUCCUCAGUAAGCAGUGGAGGAAAAUCACUGGAAAUGAUUGAAUAUAUGAUUGUGCUCUUUCUCGUUUUUAUCACAAGAAAGGAAAAGAGCAGAACUGAAGUAUUUGUUUGACAUUACACCUGAAGUUUUAAAUUAUUUGGUCAGUUUGAAAACUCAUUAGAGUUUUGUGCCUGUGAAAGUGAAUUUUAAUGUGUGUGUAUGUGUGUAUAUAGUGAUUGUGUGUGUGUGUGUGUGUGUGUGUGUGUGUG